Molecule: messenger RNA, 5862 nt
Organism: Petromyzon marinus (sea lamprey)
Lineage: Eukaryota; Metazoa; Chordata; Hyperoartia; Petromyzontiformes; Petromyzontidae
Biological process (GO): regulation of transcription by RNA polymerase II
Molecular function (GO): DNA-binding transcription factor activity, RNA polymerase II-specific; RNA polymerase II cis-regulatory region sequence-specific DNA binding
Source: RefSeq, a predicted model, not a curated record
UAAGUCAUUAACAUAAUCUAUGCGGUAAGAGUGUCCUUCACCAGUGACGUCAUGUAAUCACCGACACGUUUCCGCGUGACGUCACGAAACUCCAGGAGCCGCAGCGCUCUGCUCGUUACUCAGUUUGAUCCGAGAUGAAUCACAUGGAGCAGAGAGACUCGGAACAAGCUGGAACUAAAAGGCAUAAAUGCAUCCAGUGUCCAUACAGCACGGAUCAGAUGAGCAACUUGAAGAACCAUUACAGAACCCACACUGGAGAGAAGCCCUUCAAGUGCACUGUGUGUGGGAAGGCAUUUGCGCAAUCGCCAUAUCUUAAAAUACACCAGAGAACACACACAGGCGAGAAGCCCUUCAAGUGCAUUGUGUGUGGGAAGACAUUUACAUGGUUAUCGAAUCUUGACAGCCAUCAGAAAACGCACACUGGUGAGAAGCCCUUCAAGUGUGCUAUGUGUGGGAAGACAUUUACACGGUCAUCUCAUCUUGACAGCCAUCAGAAAACACACACUGGUGAGAAGCCCUUCAAAUGCACUGUGUGUGGGAAGACAUUUACACAGUCAUCACAUCUUGACAGCCAUCAGAAAACACACACUGGUGAGAAGCCCUUCAAGUGCACUGUAUGUGGAAAGGCAUUUACACGGUCAUCACAUCUUGACAGCCAUCAAAAAACCCACACUGGGGAAAAACCCUUCAAAUGCACUGUUUGUGAGAAGGCAUUUAAAGAUUCCGGAUCUCUUCGUAUUCACCAUAGAAUACAUACAGGUGAGAAACCCUUCAAGUGCACUGUGUGUGGAAAGGCAUUUUCAUGGUUAUCGAAUCUUAACAGCCAUCAGACAACACAUACUGGUGAGAAGCCCUUCAAAUGUACUGUUUGUGAGAAGUCAUUUACACGGUCAGGAACUCUUCAGGAUCAUCAGAGAACACACACAGGCGAGAAGCCCUUUGUGUGCACUGUGUGUGAGAAGGUAUUUAAAGAUUCCGGAUCUCUUCGUAUUCACCAUAGAAUACAUACAGGUGAGAAACCCUUCAAGUGCACUGUGUGUGGAAAGGCAUUUUCAUGGUUAUCGAAUCUUGACAGACAUCAGAAAACACAUACUGCUAAAAAACCCUUCAAAUGCACCGUGUCUGAAAAGGCUUUCAAAGAUUCAGGAUCUCUUCGUGUUCAUGACAGAAUCCACUCAGGCGAGACGCCCAUCAAGCACACUGUGUAUGGGAAGGAAUUUGUACGGUCAGAAGGCCGAAAGAGGCGUGAGAAGAUCCACAAGGAGGUGGAGGUGGAAUUGAGAAGUGAGAAUCAAAUUGCUUCAUUGAGCCCAUCUCGCAUGGAACAAGAAACAGAAGCUAACACCAGUUUUGAAAAAUGGCCAGGAGUGAAGGUGGAAUGUGAAGAAAUGAAGGUGAAAUGUGAAGAUGAAGAUUCGACUCCAGGAACUGACCUCCAGGUUGAUGGAGGCAACGUGAAGCAGGAGGGGCAUUCAGACUUUGAGGGAGAGCGAGGCGUCCUCGAGGAGUUUGAGGAGGAAUUGUGAAUGGAAUAUUUGGAUAGCAGAGUCGGAGGGCCCUACACAUAUGAAGUGGAGUCUGGGAAGAUCUGUAACCAAGACCGUGACAAUUCCAAAGCGUCAACUUUAUUCACAGGCUUCUCUAAUUACAAUAAUGAAUACAGCUGUAGGCAUCAUCCAGCUUUCAUUUAAUGUAGCUGCGCCAAAGUUUUGGAACCACUUAAGAAGUUUCACCUCUUGGCAUCUCCAUUCUACCAUCUGUUUUCAUUGACUCUAGGACUCGACCUCCAUGUUGAAUGGAGGCAGCGUGAAGCAGGAGAUUUCGGACUCUGAGGGAGAGUGAGGCAAUUUCAAGAGUUUGUGGAUGUGGAGUUGUGUGUGGAGUUUAUGGAUCUAAAUAGGAGGAGCCAGCAGUGUGAAAUGGAGUCCGGUUAAAUGUGAAACUCGGAAAGUGAGAGAAUCUCCACAGCUGUAGGCAUCCAGCCAGAGAUGAGCUUUCAGCAAAUAUAUUAUUGCCAUGCAGUCGUGAGAUAUUGCCGAUUUGCAACAUAAUAGGGGUGCUUUUAUUGAUUAUUCAGCAUUACAAAUUGUUGGUUAUGUAUAAAAGAUUUUGAGUCUUUAUGUUGACGUUUCGACAGUGCAGUAAGGCCUUGUUUAACAUGGUCAAUGUAUUCCUGGAGUCUCGCGUUAGCAAAAAAAUUUCCCCAUAAAUGAUGUAAUAAUAAAAUGUGUCAAUACGAUGCACUACGCACAUCACAGUGAGUGCCACCACUGCGUUACGUUAUCAUCCCGCGUUGUACACAAAAAGUUUACCCAAAUGGAAGAACCGCGUUAUAGCGAGAAUGCAGUAUGUGGACACCAUGGAAGAACCACGUUAUAGCGAGAAUGCAGUAUGUGGACACCAUACAUUAAGCGAGGACUUACUGUAAAUUUCGGUUUGCUCUGUUAAAAUAGUUUUUUAACUGCAUUUACUUUUAAAAAAUUCCUUUAAGUUUUCAGCUUUUUCUAACAUGUAUAAUGACAGGUUGCCACCUGUCAGCCUGGAGGGGUAAUCACGGGUAUGGGCAAGUUAUGUAAUGACUAACUAGAAGGGGGGCGGUAUCUGGGGUAAAGGUUAAAGGCGGAGUCAGUCGGGAAGUUCUGGGAACCUGCUCUAAGAUUCUGGAAGGGGGGGUGGCCGGGAAAUAAGGGGGACGGAUCCAGAGGUUCGGGGCUGUUGCGGGUCUUGGCUGCGUCACUGCUCGUUGUCAUCUCUCUUCAUCGUCCAGCCGCGUGGCCGAUCCUCAGCAUGAUUCUCAUCAUCGUCGUCACUAGUUGGACAGCUGUGUAGUUGGAUGCCGACGAUGGGGUUGUGUAGAAGGGUCGGCUAUGUGUAGCCAUGUAGAUAUGUUCUGUAUAACGCCCAGUGUUGUGCCUAGUGUGAGAAUAAAUAAGCUCUCUACACGGUGUGGUUGCAAAUGAACCAAAACCCUCGCCCAUCACGGCUUUUCUCAUCGUGGAUUUGACUGCCAAAUUUAUUUAGCUACAUACUCUGGUUCUUUCGGUAAAGUCACGUAGGUAGAAAAAAUAAUAGAUCACGACGUUUCGAUCACAACACAAGCAAUCGUCAUCAGGUGAGACAACUACAGCAAGAAAACUGCUGAAGUAGGCGAGAGAGCUGCCAUGACGAGAGGUUAUAUAGGUCUGAGCUGGGAAGACGGGAGGGGGAAGUGGGCAGGGCUGGAAGUAGAAGGCUGCGUGAAGAUGAGGGGGAAGUGGGCGGGGCUAGAAGUGGGAGGCUGCGUGUGAAGACAUGAGGGCGGGGCUUAUUUAGCUACAGUUCAUCGAUAGCGCCCCACCUGUAGCUCCACCAUUCACGUUUUGACUGCGAAUUUAAUAUACAGUACACAUGUUCUAACUUGCUGCCCUGCCACACUACAUCAGCCUGCAGUGAGGAGGCAGCACUUCAGCCACCUGUAACUGUUCUUACCCCACUACAUUUUUUUCCCCCCAUAUAUUUUUAUCGUGCAAGUUAUGUUAUUAAUUCUAUUGCUGUGGAGUCGUGAAAUUUUGUCGAUUUGCACAGUAGUGCGGGUGCUUUGCUUUAUAAUUAAGCAUUCUAAAUCGUUGGUUAUGUAUUUAGCGAUUUUGAGUUCUCUAACAUAGCAGAUGAGUUCCUGGAGAGUACCGGUGUAAGCUAAAACCACGCGAAGUUAAAAGAUUUUCCCAUAAAUGUAAUGUUAAGAUACGAUGUACUACGCACACCACACAUUGAGAUGGCGGGAUAAAUAACUGAGGGUACGCCACCACUACGUUAUGGUAUUCUGCAUGGUAUCACUACCACUCAGCCACGUAGGUCAAGAAAGUUAAUUGUCGACCGGUUAGAAACUGUGUUGUAACGGUGCGUGUUGUGUAUUGUACAAAGAAGUUUUUCCCAAAUGGAAGAACAAUGUGAUAGUGAAAACGUAGUGUGAAUACCCAAGUUAAGCGAGGACUUAAUGUACAUUUUGAUUCUCUGUUAUUCAAAUAGCUUUUUAACUGCAUUUACUUUAAUUUUAUUUUCUAUUUUAACAUUGAAGCUUUUUUAACAUUUAUGAGGUUUUAUGUCAUGUUUCAAAUACACCAAAACCCUCGCCCAUCGCGGAUUUGACCGUUGCCAAAUUGAUUGAACUACAGUUCACCAAUCAUGCCCCCGUGGCUCUACCAUUCACGGUUAACUGUGAGCUUCAUGUACAGUACGCAUCGGUUGUAACUUCCCUACUGGACAUCCGCCUCUAGUGAGGAGACAAAGCUUUGGCCACUUGUCAUUUUUCUUAGCUCACUGUUUUUUUUCCCCAUUCGAUAUAUUUACCGUGCAAGUUAUAUUAUUAAUAAUAUCAUUGAUGUGCAGUCGUGAAAUAUUGUCGAUUUGCAAAUAAGUACCGGGCCCUUGAUAAAUGAGCAUUAAAAUUAAUUGGUUAUGUAUAAAGGGAUUUUGAGUAUAAAUGGUUGGACAGUGCAGUAAGGCCUUAUUUAAUGCGGUAGAUUCGUACCCGCAGAGUGCCGUGUAAGAGAAAAUGACAAAUGAAUAUAAUUUUCUCAUAAAUAAUGUAGUAAUAGUAAAGUUUGGCAAGAUACGAUGUGCUACGCACACCACACUGAGAUGGCAGGAGAAAUACCUGGGUACACUGCCACUACGCUACUGUGUCAUUCAGCGUCACUUGGCCACUCAGCUGAAAGUACGUUGUCGAUCAAUCAAAUACUGCGUUAUAACAGUGCACAUUCCGCAUUGUACCGGUGUGUGUUACACGUGCACAAAGUUUUACCAAAUGGAAAAACCAUGUGAUAGCAGAAACGCGAUGUGUAGACACCACACGUUAAGUGAGGACUUACUGUACAUUUUGUUUUGCUUUAAUAAAAUAGCUUUUUACUAAAUUAAAUAUUCAUUUUUUACGUUUUCCUAUUUUUCUAACAUGAGGUUUUAUGUCAUGUUCCAAAUACACAAAUCCUUACUCAGUACGGGUUUUCCCAUCACGGAUUUGACCGUGCCAAAUUUAUUAAGCGACAGUUCACCGUUGGCGCCGCCUUGUGGCUCCACCUUUCGCGGUUGCCUGAGUUUCAUGUACAGUACACAUUCGUUGCAACUUGCUGCCCCACUGGACAUCAGCCUCCAGUGGGGCAGAGCUUCAGCCGCCCGUCAUUUUUCUUACUUCACUAUGUAUUUUUUCCCCCAUUCUAUAUAUUUACUUUGCAAGUUAUAUUAAUCAUAUUAUUGCCGUGCAGUUGUGAAGUAUUGUCGAUUUGCAAAGUAGUACGGGUGCCUUGAUAAUUAAGCAUUACAAGUUGUUGGUUAUGUAUAAAGGGAUUGAGUACCUAUAUUAAUGGUUGGACUGCGGUAAGUCCUUGUUUUAAGUGGUAGAUGCGUACCCGGAGAGUACCGCAUAAGUGGAAAUCGCGUUAAGCAAAAAAAAAUCCCCAUAAGUAAUGUAGUAAUGGUAAAGUUUGGCAAGAUACCAUUUACUACGCACACCGCACAGAUAGCGGGACAAAUAACUCAGGAUAUGCUGUCACUGCGUUACUGUAUCAUGCCGCAUUACUGUAUCACUGUACCACUCAUCCGCGUAGCUCAAGAAAGUAGUUAGUCGUCGACUGCUUAGAGACUGUGUUGUAACGGGACAUGUUCUGCAUUGCAACGGUGCGCGUUCCACAUUGUAACAGUGCGCGUUCUGCAUUGUAACAAGGCGCGUUCCACAUUGUAACGGUGCGCGUUCUGUAUUGUGCAAAAAAGUUUUCCUGAUUGGAAGAACCACAUGAUGGCCAAAACAUUUAGUGUACACCACACGUUCAGCGAAGACUUUCUGUACAUUUCGGUUUGCUCCGUUAUUAAAAUUGCUUUUUAACUGAA